AUGAGCCCAGCGCUGGUGGUUCGGCUGCCCAUGGCAUCUCAGAGGCACCAGAGCCUUAACUUCGCCAACCGCCAAGGGUCUGCCAGGAAUAUCACUGUGAAAGUCCAGUUCAUGUACGGAGAGGACCCAAGCAAUGCUAUGCCGGUCAUCUUUGGCAAAUCUAGCUGUCCUGAAUUUUCCAAAGAAGCGUACACAGCUGUAGUAUAUCACAACAGAUCACCUGAUUUUCACGAGGAAAUCAAGAUCAAGCUUCCAGCCACUUUAACCGAUCACCACCACCUGCUUUUUACUUUCUACCAUGUCAGUUGCCAACAAAAACAAAACACUCCCCUGGAGACGCCAGUUGGAUACACCUGGAUACCGAUGCUUCAGAAUGGACGGUUAAAGACUGGUCAGUUCUGCCUACCUGUUUCAUUGGAAAAACCUCCACAGGCUUAUUCAGUGCUUUCUCCGGAGGUUCCACUCCCUGGAAUGAAGUGGGUGGACAACCACAAAGGAGUUUUCAACGUAGAAGUUGUUGCUGUAUCAUCCCUCCACACUCAGGACCCUUAUCUUGACAAGUUCUUUGCACUUGUCCAUGCUCUGGAUGAGCACAUGUUCCCUGUGCGAAUAGGAGACAUGAGAAUUAUGGAAAACAACUUGGAAAAUGAACUGAAGAGCAGCAUUUCAGCUUUAAAUUCCUCUCAGCUGGAGCCGGUAGUGCGAUUUCUUCAUCUCCUGCUUGACAAACUGAUUCUUCUGGUAGUAAGACCUCCUGUCAUUGCAGGCCAAAUAGUUAACCUGGGCCAAGCAUCCUUUGAAGCGAUGGCAUCAAUCAUAAACAGACUUCACAAGAACUUGGAUGGAAACCAGGACCAGCAUGGCAGAAACAGCCUUCUCGCUUCCUAUAUUUAUUAUGUUUUUCGCCUACCAAAUACCUAUCCCAACUCACCAUCACCAGGUCCGGGGGGCUUAGGGGGGUCGGUGCAUUAUGCCACCAUGGCUCGAUCAGCUCUUUUUCACGAAGAGCUGGCCUUACAGUGGGUUGUGUGCAGCGGGAGCGUGCGGGAGGCAGCCCUACAGCAGGCCUGGUUCUUCUUCGAGCUGAUGGUGAAGAGCAUGGUGCAUCAUUUGUAUUUUGCUGACAAACUGGAUGCGCCGAGAAAGAAUCGUUUUCCUGAGCGUUUCAUGGAUGAUGUAACUGCUUUGGUCAGCACAAUCGCCAGUGAUAUAGUCUCUCGGUUUCAGAAGGAUACAGAAAUGGUUGAAAGGCUCAACACCAGUCUUGCAUUUUUCCUCAAUGACCUGUUGUCUAUCAUGGACAGAGGAUUUGUUUUUGCUCUUAUUAAGACCUGCUACAAACAGGUGUCUUCAAAGCUGUAUUCCUUAACAAAUCCAAGUAACCUGGCAUCUUUGAGGCUGGACUUCCUUCGCAUCAUUUGCAGCCACGAACACUACGUCACCUUGAAUUUACCCUGCAGCUUGCUCACACCGCCUGCGUCUCCAUCACCAUCUGUGUCUUCAGCAACUUCCCAGAGUUCUGGGUUCUCCACAAAUGUCCAAGACCAGAAGAUUGCAAAUAUGUUUGAACUGUCUGUGCCUUUCCGCCAACAGCACUACUUGGCUGGGCUUGUGCUAACAGAACUGGCUGUCAUUUUAGAUCCUGAUGCAGAAGGUUUGUUUGGAUUGCAUAAGAAGGUCAUCAAUAUGGUACACAAUUUACUGUCCAGUCACGACUCAGACCCGCGGUACGCUGACCCCCAGGUAAAGGCCCGGGUGGCGAUGCUGUAUCUACCUCUGAUUGGCGUGAUCAUGGAAACCGUGCCUCAGCUUUACGACUUCACAG
Messenger RNA from Eurypyga helias (sunbittern), 1825 nucleotides. Its product is annotated as dedicator of cytokinesis protein 7-like. Gene Ontology annotation, biological process: small GTPase-mediated signal transduction; axonogenesis; positive regulation of GTPase activity. The transcript is spliced from 15 exons. The record is from RefSeq and is a predicted model, not a curated record. Gene Ontology annotation, molecular function: guanyl-nucleotide exchange factor activity. The annotation marks the transcript as partial. NCBI's taxonomy places the organism in Eukaryota, Metazoa, Chordata, Aves, Eurypygiformes, Eurypygidae.